This is a messenger RNA of Carica papaya (papaya), 1393 nucleotides long. RefSeq names its product Tetrapyrrole (Corrin/Porphyrin) Methylase. Gene Ontology annotation, molecular function: methyltransferase activity. The record is from RefSeq and is a predicted model, not a curated record. Lineage: Eukaryota; Viridiplantae; Streptophyta; Magnoliopsida; Brassicales; Caricaceae.
CACAUAUUUAUGUAAUUUGCUAAGCCAGGCGAAUUGAGUUUGAAUUUGCGCAAUCACGCGCAGGCACCUACUGAAUGCGUUCAUAUGCCACCGCACCACAGAGCUCAAAUGCUGUUAUUCCGGCUACCUUCAGCUUCAGUGCCUAAUGUCAGAGCCACUGCUAUCUCAUGGCGUCUCCCACCUAGUCAGUUCCUCUUUACAUUGAAAAGAUCAAUCUCUCUAUACCCUAACCUCUGCGUCGGUCCCUUAUGUUCCAGCUCAAUUUCCACAGAAUUCACCGACUCAGUUCGCGAAGAAUCUUCGAAGCGUGGUCCUCUUAAGCCUGGGCUGUAUCUAGUCGGAACACCUAUCGGGAAUCUUGAAGAUAUCACCUUACGUGCACUUCGCGUUUUAAGAUCGGCUGAUGUGAUACUUUCAGAGGACACUAGGCAUUCUGGGAAGUUACUUCAACAUUAUAAUAUUAGAGCUCCCCUCCUGAGUUAUCAUAAAUUCAACGAGGCUCAAAGAGAACAAACGGUGUUAAAGAGGUUGCGACAAGGGGAGGUUGUGGCACUGAUUAGUGAUGCAGGGACACCAGGCAUUAGUGAUCCAGGUUCAGAAUUGGCGAAAUUAUGUGUGGAUGAGAAUAUUCCUGUUAUUCCUAUUCCCGGGCCAUCUGCUGUUGUAGCUGCUGUUUCUGCCUCGGGUUUGGCAACUGAUGAGUUCACAUUUGUUGGAUUUCUCCCUAAACAUACUGGAUCACGUAGGGAUAGGCUGAUUGUUUCUGCCAAAGAGACAAGGACACAAAUAUUCUAUGUUCCACCGCACAAACUCUGUCAGCUGCUUGAAGAAACUUCGUCACUCUUUGGUGACUCGAGACGAUGUGUCAUUGCUCGAGAAAUAACAAAACUGCAUGAAGAGUUUUGGAGGGGUACUCUGGGGGAAGCCAAAGAAGCAUUUGCAGCUCACCAACCAAAGGGAGAAAUUACACUUUUGAUUGACGGAAAUAAAAGCUCUAUGGUUGAAACUCCGACAGAGGCUGAGCUUGAAAAUGAAUUAAGAGAACUGAUCUCCCAGGGUUAUAGUCUCUCUAAGGCUGUCAAACUGGUGGCUGAAGGAACAUCGGCGAAAAGGAAAACAAUUUAUUCACUUGCAUUAAGGAAAUUCGGGAAGCAAGUUGAGACAGAACAUGAUUGUGAUCGACGCUAAUCAUACUGCAAGUUUACAAGUUUCUGUUGCUUGUACUACCAUGUUUGUUAAAAUGGAUAAGUUUGAAAGUUUCUACAGGUCACCAGUUUUGUGUAUUGCUAUGCCCUUUUUGUAACCACUAAUAAAUUGUUUGGUUGGGCAGACAAAUUGUCCCAAUCUAAUCAGAUCCUUCUCAAUUCAUUAUUGGAAAGACUGUUUGGAAUCU